GAUAAUGACAGCCGGUAAAAGUGAAUGAGCAGCACGUGCACAUCUUCUUACCGCGGUUAAAUUCGCCAUUUAUCAUCAAGAAUUUUCAUCCACGACCCACGAUUCCUUCCCUCCCCAAAACCCUACCUUUUCUCUCUCUACAAUUUCUUCAUAUCUCAGUCUCUCUCUGUCUCUCAUAUAAAUUCUAUAUACUAGCAUUAUGAACGAAUAUACAGAAUCAUGCACGCUUCUCGGAACUGAUUGUUCACACUCGUCUCUCUCUAUCUCUCCCCGAAAAACUCCAAAAUCAAAGUUUCCUUUGGCGGUGAUUUGGUAGCUCCCUGCUGUUCUUAGGCUAGCCUAGCUAGCUCCGAGUCAACUCAGCCGGACUCGGUUCCCUACGUAACUCUCUUCUUAUUCUUCAUUACUGGAACACAACGCCGUGUUCAGAUUUUGGUGAUCAUAGAAAAAUGAAUCGCGAAUCACAAUCACCAUCAUUGGGGCGCCGAAGGCUUUCUUCAUUUACGGCUGUAUUCGCGGUCACAUCCUUGCUGCUAAUCAUUGGAAUCUAUACUACAGAUAAAAUAUUCGUGGAAUUCGGGUCAGUUUUAUCCGAGAAGAAAAGCUCGAACUUAAUCACUGGCCAGAACAUGGUUAUCUCUCUGAUAACUCAUCGCAAGCUGCUGAAUACUGAAAAGCGAAAGAGACAUGAUAGUGAAAAUGGUGUCGAGCCAAACAGAAUAUGGAGUGAUAACUGCUCGAAAUCAGACAUAGUUAUCAGCCAAGGCGCCACGGAGCCGCUGCCAAACGGGAUUCCGACGUACACGGUGGAGAUCAUCAACACCUGCAUCUCCGGCUGCGACAUCUCCGCCAUCCACCUCAGCUGCGGCUGGUUCAGCUCCGCCCGCCUCGUCAACCCACACGUCUUCAAGCGCCUCCGCUUCGACGACUGCCUCCUCAACGACGGCAAGCCGCUCCGUAACGGCCGGACACUCUCUUUCCAGUAUGCCAACACCUUCCGUUACGCCCUCUCCGUUUCCUCCGUUAGCUGCUGAUAGACACCUAACUUCUGACCCAGGAUAUAUAACAUAUGUAUAUACAGAGUAGACACAAAAAAAGUUAGGUGAAUUUUUGGGGCAUAUAUUCUCUCGUUGAUUUUGCAUUACGAAAAAACUUGUCUUUUCGUAAAAUUGUAAAUGGGAUUUUGUUUGGUUCAAGAUGGAUUAGUUUUUUGGAAGAUGAGAAGAGAUAUUGAGAAUUUAGAUGGGAUUUUGUUUGAGUGAGAGGUGACAGUGAAUUGUUUUCCUGCUCAUGCGUUGCAAAAGAAAUUCUAGUAUCUAAAGUUUCGAUAGUAUACAAUAAUUUGGAGUAUUUUAUUU
Messenger RNA from Salvia miltiorrhiza (redroot sage), 1358 nucleotides. Its product is annotated as protein TAPETUM DETERMINANT 1-like. The transcript is spliced from 4 exons. NCBI's taxonomy places the organism in Eukaryota, Viridiplantae, Streptophyta, Magnoliopsida, Lamiales, Lamiaceae. The coding region runs from base 450 to 1034 and encodes 194 amino acids. The record is from RefSeq and is a predicted model, not a curated record. Gene Ontology annotation, biological process: cell fate determination.